Suricata suricatta (meerkat) is the source of this 711-nucleotide messenger RNA. It is a transcript of the gene RPL29, whose product is annotated as ribosomal protein L29. Gene Ontology annotation, cellular component: cytosolic large ribosomal subunit; ribosome. The record is from RefSeq and is a predicted model, not a curated record. NCBI's taxonomy places the organism in Eukaryota, Metazoa, Chordata, Mammalia, Carnivora, Herpestidae. The transcript is spliced from 4 exons. Gene Ontology annotation, molecular function: structural constituent of ribosome. The coding region runs from base 76 to 597 and encodes 173 amino acids. Gene Ontology annotation, biological process: cytoplasmic translation.
CCCGUGCUGCACAGCGGCCUUCCUUUUUCUCUUCCGGUCCGAGGCGCUUCGGGAGCCGCGGGCUUUGGUGCAGACAUGGCCAAGUCCAAGAACCACACCACGCACAACCAGUCACGAAAAUGGCACAGAAAUGGCAUCAAGAAACCCCGGUCACAAAGAUACGAAUCUCUUAAAGGGGUAGACCCCAAGUUCCUGAGGAACAUGCGCUUUGCCAAGAAGCACAACAAAAAGGGCCUGAAGAAGAUGCAGGCCAACAAUGCCAAGGCCAUGAGUGCACGUGCCGAGGCUAUCAAGGCCCUCGUCAAGCCCAAGGAGGUCAAGCCCAAGAUCCCAAAGGGUGGCAGCCGCAAGCUAAAUCGACUUGCCUACAUCGCUCACCCCAAGCUUGGGAAACGUGCUCGUGCCCGCAUUGCCAAGGGUCUCAGGCUCUGCCGGCCAAAGGCCAAGGCCAAGGCUCAGGCUCAGGUUCAAACCAAGGCCAAGGCUCAGGCUCAAACCAAGGCCCAGGCUGCAGGUGCAACUCCUGCUUCAACUCCAGCUCCUGCUGCAGCUCAGGCUCCCAAAGGUGCCCAGGCCCCCACAAAGGCUCCAGUGUAGAGGCUUCUGUCUCAGUGUGAGGGUGGAAGGACUGGUGUGACCCCUGGGCUUCUAUAUGUGGGGCUGGUGUCCUCCUGUGCUAUUUGUACAAAUAAACCUGCGGCAGGAUCUGUC